AUGCAAACGGAAGCGACGGUGGGGGUAGUGGAAGGCGGUGGACCCGCUCGUAAAUUGGUAAUGCAUCACCAGAGGCCAGUGCAACAGCAGCAAUCUCAGGUAGGGACGGUGUCUCAGCUCAUAGCCGGUGGUGUUGUCAGAGCCGUUAGCAAGACCUGCACUGCACCUCUAGCUCGCCUCACUAUACUUUUUCAGGGUGUUGAUGGUGGAGAUAUAAUUUCAAAUUUAAGAAGUGGUGUGGCAGCUGAAAAAGCGUUGGCCAUAAUACAAGAGAGGGGUUUCUCCAAUAGAAGGUCUAGGCAUAGGUUGACACCUGGCAUUGUUAAAUAUGCAGAUUUUCAUGUUCUUUCAUUCGAGGGUAGCCAUUGUCUUUCAAUUUUAGAUGUGGUUGAAAAGAUCCAGAAAUCUGGUUUAAGGGAUCUAACAACAAGCAAAACACCAGAGGCCUCAAUAGCUGCUACAUUAUCACGUUGGUGA
Messenger RNA from Lactuca virosa, 477 nucleotides. The record is from the annotation of a GenBank genome assembly. NCBI's taxonomy places the organism in Eukaryota, Viridiplantae, Streptophyta, Magnoliopsida, Asterales, Asteraceae.